Messenger RNA from Ixodes scapularis (black-legged tick), 340 nucleotides. RefSeq lists its product as uncharacterized. Bases 1 to 297 code for a protein of 98 amino acids. Lineage: Eukaryota; Metazoa; Arthropoda; Arachnida; Ixodida; Ixodidae. The transcript has 2 exons. The record is from RefSeq and is a predicted model, not a curated record.
AUGCUCUCCGCGUCUUGGAAAGCCACGACGGACGGAAUCAUCCAGAACUGUUUCCGGAAAGCUAGGUUUGAAACACCUCCAGCAUCAACAGCCAGUGCUCUCGGGGAAGGAUGCGGAAGUGCUCCCACAAGCACUCGGGAAGUGCUCGACGCAAUGGAUGUACUGAGGAGGUACACGGCGUCGCAUGGGCAGCAAGAUGCCGUGCAAGCGCUCUGGGCGCUCGAACGCUGUAUGACGCCGCGGCUACUGUCGAACAAGGCGCGAGCAAAACUCACGGACUACUUUGCCCCUAAAUAAAUGUCAUUUUCGGUGAGUUUUCAUACCCGUACAAUGUUUCGGA